UGCCCGUGCAUUUCCCACGCACCCUCUUUCCCCGGCCACCCCACCGUGAGUGUAUCUCACUGUUCUUCAGUACCUUUAAAAAAAAAGAAAAAAAAAAGAGACAAAAUAACAAAAAUCUCAAAAAAUAAUCACUUUAAAACAAACAACGUUUUUUAAAACGGCAAACUUUGUUUUUUUUAAAAGACAAGGUCUCGAUCCACCCAGACGUUUCUGAAGCCAGUUCCUCGCGACCGGACUCCAUAGAGCUGCCAUUGCAGCCGACAUCGUUUAUUUGGAGAGUAGCGUAAAAGUUUAAUAGAGGAUUAAGACUCAUUUGUUCCUCUGGUUCUAGGACACUCUUUACGCACUGUCAUUUCAGCACUAGACAAACACACGAGCUCAAAGACUUGAACGACCCCGAGACAUGAACGCAGCGACGGCGGGGAGUUAUCCGAUGGCUUCUCUCUAUGUGGGCGACCUGCACCCUGAUAUCACGGAGGCUAUGCUGUAUGAGAAAUUCAGUCCGGCCGGCCCGGUGCUGUCCAUCCGCGUGUGUCGGGAUAUGAUCACGCGGCGCUCGCUGGGCUAUGCCUACGUCAACUUCCAGCAGCCUGCGGACGCGGAGAGAGCUUUGGACACAAUGAACUUUGAUGUGGUCAAAGGAAAGCCGAUCAGAAUCAUGUGGUCACAAAGAGAUCCGUCACUUAGGAAGUCCGGGGUUGGAAACGUCUUCAUCAAAAAUCUGGACAAGUCCAUUGACAACAAGGCCCUAUACGACACCUUUUCUGCUUUCGGAAACAUCCUGUCCUGCAAGGUGGUGUGUGACGAGAACGGAUCUAAGGGUUACGCCUUUGUGCAUUUUGAAACUCAGGACGCAGCUGACCGCGCCAUCGAGAAGAUGAAUGGCAUGUUGCUGAACGACCGCAAGGUGUCAUCACAGGCCCAGAACAGAACAACAUACUAUGCACCAAACCAGCUCACCCAGAUGCGCCCAAACCCUCGCUGGCAGCAGCAGGGUGGCAGAGGUCAGGGUGGCUUCCAGGGCAUGCCCAGCUCCUUGCGCCAACCAGGGCCCCGUGCCAACAUACGCCACAUGGCUCCCAGUGCUUCCACCCAAAGCCCACGCGGGAUCCCCACAGGUGCACAGAGAGUGGGAGGCAGUAACCAACCAAUGGGUCCCCGCCCUGCCAUGGGGGUGAUGACCCCACGUGCCAUGCCCCCAUACAAGUAUGCCACUGCCGUACGAAACACUCAUCCUCAGGUCGUGCAGCCUAUUACUCUGCAACAGGCUCAGCCAGCUGUUCACGUGCAGGGUCAGGAGCCUCUCACUGCCUCCAUGUUAGCUGCCGCUCCUCCUCAGGAACAGAAACAGAUGCUUGGUGAGCGGUUGUUUCCUCUCAUCCAGGCAAUGCACCCCAGUCUAGCCGGGAAGAUCACAGGAAUGCUGCUUGAGAUCGACAACUCUGAGCUGCUGCACAUGCUGGAGUCCCAUGAGUCUCUGCGCUCCAAGGUGGAGGAGGCUGUCGCAGUGCUUCAGGCUCACCAGGCCAAGAAAGAUGCCACACAGAAAGUGGGAGUCACCGCUGUGACUGUAGCCGCAACAUCAUGACAAGGUGAAGCUGAAAGACUGAAGAGAGAUCACCACUGUCUCGUGUCGUCUGGUGGCAACCAAUAAGAACACAAAAAAUAAAACAUGGAAAAAAAAGAAAAAUACAAAAUGAUACUUGAACAUAAAGAAUACAAAUUUGUUGCAGGGCUUAUAUUUUUAACUCUGUAAUAAUUUUUAUCACCUAAAGUUAAAUUUAAAAAGAGGCAGUUCUGUGAAGGAAGAGCCUCUGUAUUGUGGCCAGGACUGACGUUUUCUAUGAGGAAGUGGGAAACUUGGUUCUUCUGUGAGCUGUGUGUUUGCUGCUUUGAUUGGACCUCACUUGUCCCAUGACAAUAACCCGAGUGGUGUGUCACUCUAAAUAAAGGGAUGACUAUUUAAAA
Molecule: messenger RNA, 1968 nt
Organism: Sinocyclocheilus grahami
Lineage: Eukaryota; Metazoa; Chordata; Actinopteri; Cypriniformes; Cyprinidae
Product: polyadenylate-binding protein 4-like
Exons: 9
Coding region: 404-1588 (394 amino acids)
Molecular function (GO): RNA binding
Source: RefSeq, a predicted model, not a curated record